AUGGCAAAGCGAACAAAUCCAUUUCUCGAAGACUUUAUACCGCAAAGUAAAGUUCAUUUAAGCAUGAAACAGUUCAACAAUAAUCAAGAUCGACUAAAACAAGUUUACGAAAAAACCUUACUACUGUUAUUCAAGGGUGCCAAAAAAUGUUCUUCCCAAGAAGUUGCACAUCCCGAGCAUACUGCUUUGAGUACUUCAGAUAAACAAGACAAAAUGAAACAACUGUUCAUUGGCAAAGAUGGUACUCUCCUACAUUCUGGCAAAAUGGUAGACAAUAAGUUACAAUUAAAACAAUGUGCCUGUGGUUGUACUGUGGAAUCUCAGUGUGCGUACUGUGAGGUGAGCUUGUGUUGUGGCUGCCACCACGUCUGCGUGCAUUGUGAGCGCUCUCAUUGCCUACAUUGCAUUAUGAUUGGAUUGGAGGGUGCAGAAAUAUGUGUGUCCUGUUACAGUUAG
Molecule: messenger RNA, 456 nt
Organism: Spodoptera littoralis (African cotton leafworm)
Lineage: Eukaryota; Metazoa; Arthropoda; Insecta; Lepidoptera; Noctuidae
Source: the annotation of a GenBank genome assembly